UUUCAUAAAAAAAUUUGCCUUUAAAUUAAGCUCACUUCAUACCACCAAAUUAUUUCUUAAUUUCCACUCUUUGAAGACUUUUGUCUGUAUUGUUCUUAACCCAUCAUCAUUCAUGGAGCAUCAAGAAUCAGAUGAAAAUAGCAGCAGUGACUUUAAGGUUCAUGUGUUCUCGUCAUCUUCCGAGUUGCUUGAAAGCCUACAUGAGAAGUUGAGUUCAGUGAAGAAACAGCCUUACCCUGCAAUGUAUUCCAGUGUAUAUGGUGGAAUUAUUCUUGACCCUGCAAUGAUGGUAAUUCCAAUAGAUGAUCAUAUGGUUCAUCGAGGGCAUGGCGUUUUCGAUACAUCCAUUAUUUUUGAUGGAUAUCUAUAUGAGUUGGAUGCUCAUUUGGACCGCUUUCUACGAUCAGCGUCACAGGCAAGGGUAUCCUCUCCCUUCCCUCGCUCGACACUUCGAAGCAUUCUAAUUCAAAUGACAUCGGUAUCUAAAUGCAAGAAAGGAACUUUGAGAUUUUGGUUAAGUGCAGGCCCCGGAGACUUCUUGCUGUCACCUGCAAAAUGCCCGCGUCCUGCAUUCUAUGCUGUAGUUAUCGAUGAUGACUUCUCUCAGUGCAAAGAAGGUGUUAAAGCGAUAACAUCCACAAUUCCGAUGAAGUCCUCUCUCUUUGCAACGAUGAAGAAUGUGAACUAUCUACCAAAUGUCCUGUCCGUAAUGGAAGCCGAAGAUAAUGGCGCAUUUUCUUCAAUUUGGGUCGAUGAUGAAGGCUAUAUCGCUGAGGGUCCAAAUGUUAACGUUGCUUUCAUAACUCAUGAUAAGGAGCUUAUCUUGCCUGUUUUCGAUAAGAUUCUCAGUGGCUGCACCGCAUUAAGACUUCUUCAAUUAGCAACUAAAUUGGUGGAACAAGGGCGGUUGAAUCACAUUACAACCGGUAAUAUUACUGCGGAGAAGGCUAAAGGAGCAGCUGAAAUGAUGUAUGUUGGAAGUACCCUUCCCCUGUUGCCCAUUAUUAUGUGGGAUGAGCAACCCAUUGGAGAUGGUAAGGUGGGGGAGCUGACAAUGGCACUCUCUGAUCUGCUAUGGGACGAUAUGGUUACAGGUACCGGAAUGCAGAGGGUGGCUGUUCCUUAUGAGUAAGAGACUAUAAACCAAAGAGUUCAGCUCUAACUUAUCUUCCAAUGUAACUUGUUGAACAACUCAUGUUGUUUCUUCAUUCUUCAUUCAAUAAAUCAAUUGAAGCUUUGCUGUG
This is a messenger RNA of Mercurialis annua (annual mercury), 1244 nucleotides long. Its product is annotated as D-amino-acid transaminase, chloroplastic-like. The transcript is spliced from 5 exons. Gene Ontology annotation, molecular function: catalytic activity. NCBI's taxonomy places the organism in Eukaryota, Viridiplantae, Streptophyta, Magnoliopsida, Malpighiales, Euphorbiaceae. The record is from RefSeq and is a predicted model, not a curated record. Bases 113 to 1132 code for a protein of 339 amino acids. Gene Ontology annotation, biological process: carboxylic acid metabolic process.